AACAUGGAAAAGGUGCUGGUCCCUUCUGUCACAUUAAUUGUAGGCUGUGGAGUAUCUUCGCUGACACUUUUGCUGUUGAUUAUCAUUUAUGUCUCUGUUUGGAGGUAUAUUCGCUCAGAGCGUUCGGUCAUUCUUAUCAACUUCUGCCUCUCCAUCAUCUCCUCCAAUGCUCUCAUCCUGAUUGGACAGACCCAGACCCGAAAUAAGGUGAUAUGCACACUGGUGGCAGCCUUCUUGCACUUCUUCUUCCUCUCCUCUUUCUGCUGGGUGUUGACCGAGGCUUGGCAAUCCUACAUGGCCGUGACGGGCCGGUUACGGAACCGCAUCAUCCGCAAGCGCUUCUUGUGUCUCGGAUGGGGGCUCCCCGCCUUGGUAGUUGCCAUUUCUGUGGGAUUUACUAAAGCCAAGGGGUACGGCACCGUGAACUACUGCUGGCUGUCGUUAGAGGGAGGUCUUCUCUAUGCCUUCGUGGGACCUGCAGCUGCUGUCGUUUUGGUGAACAUGGUUAUUGGCAUUCUGGUUUUUAACAAACUUGUAUCCAAAGAUGGAAUAACAGAUAAGAAACUGAAGGAACGGGCAGGGGCAUCCCUUUGGAGCUCCUGUGUAGUCCUGCCUCUCCUGGCUCUCACCUGGAUGUCUGCAGUUCUGGCAAUCACAGAUCGGCGGUCGGCACUCUUCCAGAUCCUUUUUGCUGUCUUUGACUCGUUGGAGGGCUUUGUCAUUGUGAUGGUCCAUUGCAUCCUAAGGCGGGAGGUCCAGGAUGCUGUGAAGUGCCGAGUAGUAGAUCGUCAGGAAGAGGGCAAUGGAGACUCAGGAGGGUCAUUUCAGAAUGGACACGCUCAGCUAAUGACCGAUUUUGAGAAGGACGUGGAUAUGGCUUGUAGAUCAGUGCUGAAUAAAGACAUCACUGCCUGCAGGACCUCAACCAUCACAGGAACACUGAAGCGUCCAUCACUGCCAGAUGAAGAAAAAUUGAAACUCAAUCACCAGAAAGGUUCAUCAAAUUUUAACAGUCUUCCAGCCAAUGUCUCCAAGAUGCAUCUUCAGGGCUCACCACACUACCUAGGAGCCAUCAACCUGAAUGAGUUCGGCAAUCACACCCUGACUCUGAAGAAGGACAAGAACCAGCCACCUAAGUCCAUCUACAUCUGCGAUGGAGACAUCUUCAAGAAGUUGGACUCAGAACUCUCCCGGGCGCAAGAGCAAACGCUGGACACCAGCUAUGUCAUUCUGCCUACCAACACGUCUACCUUACGGGCCAAACCACCCAAAGAUGAGAGUAAAUACAGCAUCAAUAUUGACCAGAUGCCCCAGACACGGCUUAUCCACCUCAGUAUGGCUACUGACCCAGGCUUUGUUGUCAAGAGUCCUCCACGGGAGCCUGUAACCAUGACAUGCAGUGAAGUUCAAGGUUCCCCCAUGAUACAACAACAGCAGCAACUGGCUCCACAAAAUAUCUCCAGUGAGUCACAGAUUCCCAACAGCCUGUGUGACACAGGUGACUCAGGAAACUCAGGUGUGGUGUCUAAGAGUGAGACCGUCUCCACCCUCUCCAUGAGCUCCUUGGAGAGGCGGAAAUCCCGGUACGCAGAGCUAGAUUUUGAGAAAAUCAUGCACACAAGAAAACGUCACCAAGACAUGUUCCAAGACCUGAACAGAAAACUCCAGCACGCGGAGAAGGAGAAGGAAUCUCCAGCAACAACGGACAGCAAGGUUAUAAAACGAUGGAGUAUUUCUUCGGGUGGAAGUGAUAAAACUAACUUUAGC
Molecule: messenger RNA, 1767 nt
Organism: Pterocles gutturalis (yellow-throated sandgrouse)
Lineage: Eukaryota; Metazoa; Chordata; Aves; Pterocliformes; Pteroclidae
Product: brain-specific angiogenesis inhibitor 1-like
Exons: 13
Biological process (GO): negative regulation of angiogenesis; adenylate cyclase-activating G protein-coupled receptor signaling pathway; cell surface receptor signaling pathway
Cellular component (GO): dendrite; postsynaptic density; membrane
Molecular function (GO): G protein-coupled receptor activity
Source: RefSeq, a predicted model, not a curated record